GCGGUGCUGGCGGCUCCGCGAGGGGGAGCCCUGGGCGCGCUGUGGGCCACCAGUGCGCGUGCGCGGAGCUAGAGCCGCGGACCCUCGGGCAGGUUGGAGAUGGCCGCCGCCGGGGAAGCUUCGUCGGAGCCGGCGGCUUCAGAACAACCAACGGAGCUGCCUGCCUCAGUGCGGGCGAGCAUCGAGCGGAAGCGGCAGCGGGCGCUGAUGCUGCGCCAGGCCCGGCUGGCGGCCCGGCCUUACCCGGCCACGGGAGCUGCAACUACUGGAGGCGUGGCUAAUGUAAAAGCAGCCCCAAAGAUAAUUGACACGGGAGGAGGCUUCAUCCUGGAGGAGGUGGAGGAAGAAGAACAUACAGUUGGAAAAGUUGUUCAUCAACCAGGACCUGUUAUGGAAUUUGAUUAUGUUAUAUGUGAAGAAUGUGGUAAAGAGUUCAUGGAUUCUUACCUUAUGAACCACUUUGAUUUGGCAACUUGUGAUAAUUGCAGAGAUGCUGAUGAUAAACACAAGCUUAUAACUAAAACAGAAGCAAAAGAAGAAUACCUUCUGAAAGACUGUGAUUUAGAAAAAAGAGAACCAGCUCUUAAAUUUAUUGUGAAGAAGAAUCCUCAUCAUUCACAGUGGGGUGAUAUGAAACUCUACUUAAAAUUACAGAUUGUGAAGAGGUCUCUUGAAGUUUGGGGUAGUCAGGAAGCAUUAGAAGAAGCGAAGGAAGUUCGACAGAAAAAUCGAGAAAAAAUGAAACAGAAGAAGUUUGAUAAAAAAGUAAAAGAGUUACGGCGAGCGGUAAGAAGCAGUCUAUGGAAAAAGGAAACAGUUGCUCAUCAACAUGAAUAUGGGGCUGAAGAAAGCCUGGAGGAUGACAUGUACCGGAAGACUUGUACUGUGUGUGGCCAUGAACUGACAUAUGAGAAGAUGUGAUUUUUAGUUAAGUGAUCUGUGGACAUUUAGUGUCCUGUUCAAAAUGUAAAGUCUUCAUAAAUGAAUGAACCACUUGUAUAAAUAAUGCUUCAAUAAUUAUGUAUGUUUUGGCUGAACAGCGGGUUUCAGUUAAGGUCCAGCAGGCCUGGUGGGCAGAACACUGUGUGUGUGACCAUUUUUACUGUAAUAAGGGUGGGAGCUGAGCAGUAAAAUGGGUUCAAAAGUGUUAGCUUAGAGCUAAAGCUGAGAAAUAAGCGACCAAGGCAAACCCUCGACUGAGGUAGGAGGGCGUUUUUAGCAGUAAAGGCAAAAGCUGGCUGAGCUGGGUUCAUAUCCCAGGAACCAGCAGGGAUGGUGGGAGACCACUGCACCCCAGACCCUGGGCCAGGUCUUCUAGACCAUGUCUGUCUCUAAGUCAGGGUGUGUGGGAGCUUUGCUGGGGCGAGUUUUCUAUAUCCUUAGGGUUUAUGAUAAUCUAUCAGUGUCUGGAUAUCCCUUUUCAAAUCUGGGUAGAACAGAAAAACAGCUAUACUGUUUGUUGAUCAAAGGUAAUGAUAACUUGUUAACAUUUACUGAGCAUUUUCCAUGUGUCAUGCAGACACUAUGCAAAGUGCCUUCCGGGUAUUCUCAUGUAAUCCUGGGAGGGAAGACAGCUUGCUUCUGUGCUUAUGUAGCACUUCUAAAGGAAUCGUAACCUACAACCUGACGUCACCCCAGACAUUUGGAUCAUGUUUAAAUAGUCAAAUAUUACCCUAUCUUGUCAAAAGGAUUACAAGGUAGUUACUUGGUAAGAGCAAUCGAUCCCAAGUGCUUGAUUAACAGGGUGUAUGCAUUCUUUUUUAUACAAAUUCAAGAUAGAUCAUUUUAAGUUGUUCUUUGACAGGACUUUUUAUCUUACUAAUAGGAAGUUUUUUAUACAUUUUCAUGUUUUUCUUCAUAUCAGCUCUUGGAGAUUAUGCUUGAAGAAGAGCAAAAGUCAAAACAAGUCAAAGCCAAAGACUUGAAACUGUAAUUACUAAUUGUUCUCUAUAUAAGUAUUCAAUACAGAAAUGUUUACUAUG
Messenger RNA from Cervus elaphus (red deer), 1982 nucleotides. It is a transcript of the gene XPA, whose product is annotated as XPA, DNA damage recognition and repair factor. Gene Ontology annotation, biological process: nucleotide-excision repair involved in interstrand cross-link repair; UV-damage excision repair; base-excision repair. The record is from RefSeq and is a predicted model, not a curated record. NCBI's taxonomy places the organism in Eukaryota, Metazoa, Chordata, Mammalia, Artiodactyla, Cervidae. Gene Ontology annotation, molecular function: damaged DNA binding. Bases 100 to 921 code for a protein of 273 amino acids. The transcript has 6 exons. Gene Ontology annotation, cellular component: nucleotide-excision repair factor 1 complex.